AUGGCUUAAUAUCGAACAAUACACUAUUAGCACAAAAUUUAUCGAUACAAAAUGGCAGUUUUAUCGCAGAAACACCAAAUGAUGGCAGCCAGCCGCUUGCCGAAGUUAUUGUGAUGACAGUCACUUCUGUCGUAUUAGGUCUUAUGAUAUUGAUCACUGUUAUUGGAAAUGUGUUUGUUAUAGCAGCUAUUAUUCUAGAACGAAAUCUGCAGAAUGUGGCAAAUUAUCUAGUGGCCUCGUUAGCGGUGGCAGAUCUUAUGGUUGCAUGUUUAGUAAUGCCUCUUGGUGCUGUUUAUGAGAUAAGUAAAGGCUGGAUCCUGGGUCCUGAAUUAUGUGAUAUGUGGACGUCGAGCGAUGUGUUGUGUUGUACGGCGUCAAUUCUCCACCUCGUAGCGAUAGCAGUUGACAGAUAUUGGGCUGUUACUAACGUAGACUACAUCCAUAACAGAACUGGUAAUAGAAUAUUCAUUAUGAUCUUCAUUGUCUGGACUGUAGCCGUAAUAGUAUCGUUAGCACCACAAUUCGGUUGGAAAGACCCAGACUAUUUAGAUAGAAUAAACUUGCAGCAACGCUGCCUAGUGAGCCAAGACGUUGGAUACCAAAUUUUUGCCACAUGCUCCACGUUCUACGUUCCACUUUUUGUUAUUCUUGUUUUAUAUUGGAAGAUAUUUCAAACAGCUCGCAAAAGAAUCAGGCGUCGUACAAAAGUCGAAGCACCAUCCACACAAAGCAACAACAAUAAAUCGGCAUUUGGAACGAAAAGUUCUUCUGUGAUGAAGGAGGAGCAGACAGCUUUCACAAUCGAUAAACCAGACAAUAUCAACGAAUCGCCUGAGAAAACGUCGACUAAUGAUGGAUCGGCCAGUCACGUCAGCGAAGGAAGUCAUGCUAGCCACGUCGAAGCAAGCAGGGAUACGCAGAUUAGUCAUGUUGAAAAGCCGCUCAAGAAAAAAGAAUCCAUCGAGGCGAAGCGCGAGCGAAAGGCGGCUAAAACGUUAGCAAUAAUAACCGGAGCGUUUGUCAUUUGCUGGCUUCCAUUUUUUAUUAUGGCGUUGCUGAUGCCACUCUGCGAAAGUUGUUCGAUAAACGAUUAUGUUGCUAGUUUCUUUUUAUGGUUAGGUUAUUUCAAUUCAACUCUAAAUCCUGUUAUUUAUACUAUAUUCAGUCCUGAAUUUAGACAGGCGUUCAAAAGAAUAUUAUUUGGGGGCCACAGAAACUAUUACAGAACGGGUAGAUUGUAGUGUAAAGUGUUCAAAAAGUAUGAAAUAAUUGUACGAAUAUUAAUAAUUACUAAAUAAUAUUUAUAUAUGUAAUACAAUACUAUAUCUAUCUAAUUGUUGUUGAUGAAUGAAAACUUCUAGGUUUUAUAUACUUCCAGGCCAAACAUAAUAAUAAUAAUGCUAAUUUUGUUAUAAGCCGCUAAUAUAUCUUUUGCUAAAUAUUGUAAGUAGUAUAAUCACAUUCCAUAAUGUUGAAAGAUAUGAUUAAAUAUCAUUAUUGUUUGAAAGAAACAAUAAUAUUUAAAAGAAAUUAUUUACGAGUAACUAAAGCAUUGCUUUCUGAUGCCGCCUGAGCCCCGUGAGCACCAAAGUUUAGCGAUGCUGAAGUUAAUGUCCAAGGAGUACCUACUAAUUCAGAUAUUUGUAUAUAAGCACUAAUGUUUUUGUUGACUAUUUUUAAACUGCCAUUAAAGUCUUUAAUUC
This is a messenger RNA of Ctenocephalides felis (cat flea), 1703 nucleotides long. RefSeq names its product 5-hydroxytryptamine receptor 2A-like. Gene Ontology annotation, molecular function: G protein-coupled amine receptor activity. Gene Ontology annotation, biological process: adenylate cyclase-activating adrenergic receptor signaling pathway. Lineage: Eukaryota; Metazoa; Arthropoda; Insecta; Siphonaptera; Pulicidae. The coding region runs from base 114 to 1241 and encodes 375 amino acids. The record is from RefSeq and is a predicted model, not a curated record. Gene Ontology annotation, cellular component: membrane. The transcript is spliced from 5 exons.